Molecule: messenger RNA, 635 nt
Organism: Camelina sativa (false flax)
Lineage: Eukaryota; Viridiplantae; Streptophyta; Magnoliopsida; Brassicales; Brassicaceae
Source: RefSeq, a predicted model, not a curated record
UAUUUACAAACAUCAAAGCCAAAAGAAAACAAAUAUCAAAAAAAGCGAAGCAACAAAAAAAAAAAAAAAGUGUUUAAAUCUGAAGAUGAGUGCAACGAGCAAGACAUGGAUGGUGGCUGCGAGCAUUGGAGUCGUUGAGGCAUUGAAGGAUCAAUUAGGCGUCUGUCGGUGGAACUACGUUCUCCGUUCUAUGAAUCAUCAUCUCCGUAACAACGUCAGACCCAUCUCUCACACCACGAGAUUCACCUCCUCCUCCUCCUCCUCUUCCGCCGCCGUUACUUCUGUCAGUAAUUCGAAACAGGCUGAGGAAUCACUCCGGACGGUCAUGUACUUGAGUUGUUGGGGUCCCAAUUGACGCGUACGGAUCGACAAGAGUUUCUUGACAUCUCUUGCAAAAUUCCAAAUCAGGUCACCGAAUUCGUCGAAGAAGAAUCUGGAGGAGUUUGCAUAAGGCUGACUCGAUUGGGUCCAUUGCCAAGAUGGUCUCACAAGGAGUUAAGCGACUCACUUUUGUUUACUGGCUGCAAUGUAUUACAGUAUAUAGUAUACUCUCUACUUGUAAAGCCUUAAACGGCUCCUUAAUCAGUCGAUUAAUCUAAUUUCAAAGAUCACAGAAUUGAUUCAUCUUGAUUCUA